This is a messenger RNA of Pezoporus flaviventris, 1167 nucleotides long. RefSeq names its product SUN domain-containing protein 5-like. Gene Ontology annotation, biological process: nuclear envelope organization. The record is from RefSeq and is a predicted model, not a curated record. Gene Ontology annotation, molecular function: protein-membrane adaptor activity. The transcript has 5 exons. Lineage: Eukaryota; Metazoa; Chordata; Aves; Psittaciformes; Psittacidae. The coding region runs from base 230 to 622 and encodes 130 amino acids. Gene Ontology annotation, cellular component: meiotic nuclear membrane microtubule tethering complex; nuclear envelope.
UCUCUGACAACAUCUGCUUUCCUGUUCCUGCAGGAAUUUGCACGCCUUGUUGACAGAGCAAACCCAAAAGUUGCAGCUUCUGCUGGAGGAGGUGGCUCAGCUGGAGGUGGAGAUAAGCAGUUUGAAGAAGGAGAGGCAGGAGGUGAACCCGGCAGCACUGGAGUUGGCUUUGGAAGUCUUCGUCGGAAGAUCUGACUGGGCCCUGAAAAGUUCUGGUGCCACCAUUGACAUGCAGAGAACUUCAAAGACCUAUGACUGCAAAGAGAAUUGGGGCUGCAGGGUUUUAUGGUUCUUCCACACUCCCAACCCUCCUGAUACGAUUUUGGAGCCGGAUAUUUCCCCAGGAAACUGCUGGCCAUUACAAGGGCACCAGGGCCAGGUGGUCAUCAGGUUGCGAGCACGAGUCCAUCUGACUGCUGUCAGUGUGCAGCACAUCUACAAAGAGGUCUCUCCAUCCGGGACCGUCACCAGUGCCCCCCGAGACAUCGCUGUCUUUAACACGCACAGAGCCUUUGCGCACAUCAAACUUAUUGUGAAGAGCAACUGGGGAAACACAGCCUACACCUGCAUUUAUCGAGUGCAGGUUCAUGGAAAGAUGGAAGAACAAGAAAACCUCAGCUGAAACCAGACAAGAAAAAGAGCACAAAUAAAAAAGAGAAAUGAGGGAGGAGGGAUAAAUGGUUUGUCAGAUCAGAGUGGUGUAGAGGAUCUGUCUCUAAAGUAAGGUGUGCAGGAAGGUCCACUGGGGGAUGGGUAGCAGCACCCGCUGACAGGGCUACAGGGCAGCCUGCAGGCAGCGGAUGUGGGUCACCCACAACCCUUGGGACAGCUCCUUGGGGCUGCCAGGGGCUUGUGAGCUUCCUCUUUUAAUUUCCCAGUAGCAGGGCUGGAGAAGCAUUGGAUUCCCCAGUGCACCAUCAAAGGGGUGUGUGUGAUGCCUGCCUUCUCCCGGGGGUGGUUUCAGGGGUGUGCAGCCAGCUGUGCAGCCAGGGGUACCCAGGGUUGUCAUUUCAAGUAGGGUCCCUGCACCCCAGGGGCUGCGAGUUGGAGCAGUCUGGGUAAAGUCCUCUCCCUGCUGAAAGAGCCAGCACAGGGCAGCUGAGACCAAAGCUGAUGGACAGGUGAGAUCUUCUGAAAAACUCUUUGAUAUCUCGUGUGAAUUUCAUC